AUCUGAAGCCAAAAGGCAUAUGUGUCUGCGUAGGUGCGUGCAUGGUGUGUGGCGGUGGUUCUCUCUCGCCACUUUAUUCCAAAAUUCCCCCCACGACCGCAUUUUUCUCCGGCCUCUUAAGUUCCCUGCCUCUCCCUCUUCCUUCUCCUCCAAGAAUGUUUCUGAGACCGGAAGGGCAACCAUGGGAGCUCAGAGUGAUCUGAAUGGCACCCCCCUCACGCCCCUCUCCGCCAUCGCCGAAGCGCUAGAACGCCUCGCCAAGUCCUUAGACUCCGGCCCUCGCGGCGAUCUCCGCCUGAGUUCUUUCGCCGAGGCCUGCUCCCACCUCUCUGUUCUGUUUGGAUGCCUGGGGGUGGCUUUUAAGUUUGCUGAGAUUGAUUUCGUUGCUAAGGUACAUGAUCUUCUGGAAGCAUCGAAGACAUUUGGCAGUUUAAAGGAUGUUUUGGAUCAUGACAUUCGGCAUGGCACUGUCAAGAAGGCCGGCAGCCACUCACGCAAUUUGCGGCGGGUUAGGCAGGGUCUUGACCUCAUAAGAGUUCUGUUUGAACAGUUUCUUUCAUCCAAGGGAAGUUCUUUAAAAGAUCCUGCAUCAAGAGCAUAUGCCCAAGUCUGUGCACCAUUUCAUAGCUGGGCAGUCAGGAAAACGGUUGCUGCUGGAAUGUAUGCAUUGCCCACAAGAGAACAACUUCUAGUGAAGUUGAAUGAAACAGAAUAUUCUGUGGUAAAGAAAAUGAAAAGGUACAUUGACGCUUCUGAGCCCAUCAUCCGGCAUGUGGACAAGCUCUUCAUUUCGAAGAAUAUCAGCUUAGACUGGUGAAAUAUCGUAUAUUCAUAAGAUUGUUCUUCUGAGAACAACGGAAGGAAUUUCAUUGCUCAGUCAUUAGUGUUUCACUCGAACCACGAGUCUGGUUAUGUAGUGGUUGAUAUAGUAAUCUAAAAUCGAGUUCAGUUUUUAAUACAGAAUUUUACGCUAACAAAGGAAAUAUCAAGUGGCUUGUAGAAAGUUAAAUCUUGAGGACAACAGAUACACGUGUGAA
This is a messenger RNA of Nymphaea colorata (pocket water lily), 1037 nucleotides long. RefSeq names its product ACD11 homolog protein. The record is from RefSeq and is a predicted model, not a curated record. The coding region runs from base 20 to 817 and encodes 265 amino acids. Gene Ontology annotation, biological process: ceramide transport; intermembrane lipid transfer. Gene Ontology annotation, cellular component: cytoplasm; cytosol; membrane. The transcript has 4 exons. Gene Ontology annotation, molecular function: ceramide 1-phosphate binding; ceramide 1-phosphate transfer activity. NCBI's taxonomy places the organism in Eukaryota, Viridiplantae, Streptophyta, Magnoliopsida, Nymphaeales, Nymphaeaceae.